CGGGGGACUGGGAUGAAAUUGCAGGUCUAUGAGGAGAUAUCGUCGGCCAUCAGAGCUGAGCAUUCUGUUGAAUGGCUUGGAAAAGUUGCUGCUAGAUAUCCCAAAACAAUUUUGGCUACUCUGAACAGCAUCGGAUCGCAAAUCAGACGAAGAGAUACUUUGCGAAGUCUACACACACAUAGAAGACCAAAUGUGAUGAUGGACUACUACAAGAGAUAUUUGGCAAGUAAGCAGGACAAGGAGUCAAAAGUUUUGUUGAGCAUGGCAGAAGAGGUGUCACUGGCUCCUACACUUUUAGCUCGGAUUAUAUUAGAAAAACAUGCUAAUGAAUCCCGAGAUUCUUCCAUAAAACCUCAGAUUAAUUCAUGGAUCAAGAACCCUGCAUCUAUUCCUGACACACAUCUUGCAGAAGAAGUACAACACUGCACACAAAAUGAUCCAGAUUUUGGUCCUGAUGCUGUUGAAGAGAGACGACAGAUUGGAAAUAAAUAUGAAGCUAUAUUGAAAGAGAAGCUAGAUGCUCAUGAGUUAUGCUAUCUUGGUGAAGAUGCAAUGCGCAAGCUGGGAUAUGACAAGACUCCUGAUGCGAAGAUGGAGGUGCCCUUUGCUGUCUGCGGUCACAUCAUCAACUGGGUGGAGAGCAAAGCUUUAUUUGGUGACCCAGAAAGCCACAAGCAGUAUCUAAACGAUCAAUACUGGGCAUACUUGAACAGGUUUGGUUCUGGUUUGGUCAUCUAUUGGUUUGGUUUUAUUGACGAGCUUGAUGUUCAUCAAGACAAAGGGAUCAUGUUACGAGACACAUUCCCCAGUUCAUCUGAAAUACUGACAAUGCCAGUAUAACUUAUGGCAACAACAUCCACGCCACUGAUCCAAGUCAUGUGAGAGGUGAUUUUAAGGUUUUGAGCAACUGUUUAAGUUAAUUAAUGUCACAUUAUGUGAAGUCGGCAUGUCUUAUUUACAAUUUUGUUUUUCAUUUAUUUUAUGAACAUCUGAUUUUUUAGCGCUGCUGCACAGUAUGGGGUUGUUUAGGGAACAUAGUUUAUAUUACACCCGGAAAAACUAAAUUUUAACACUCAGCCUGCAGCCAAAUAACUGCAGACCAGACAACAUGUACAGUAAGUAAAUUAUCAAAAGUAUUGUUUGCUAGUAGUCAAUUUUAAUCUUCAGUCUUCCA
This is a messenger RNA of Corticium candelabrum, 1174 nucleotides long. Its product is annotated as CDAN1-interacting nuclease 1-like. The record is from RefSeq and is a predicted model, not a curated record. Bases 13 to 840 code for a protein of 275 amino acids. The transcript has 12 exons. Lineage: Eukaryota; Metazoa; Porifera; Homoscleromorpha; Homosclerophorida; Plakinidae.